AUGUGGCAAGCUCGUCGCACUUGGCGUCACAAAUUCGCUCGGUUCAAUCAGUGGGCGACGCUCUAUAGCUCAUGGGCUCUGGGUCUAUUCCCAUUCGUCUAUGUGGCGAGCAGCAAAAGACUGCGACGCUCUAAGUGGCUAAUUGCAUAUGGAAUUAUUGUGAAUCUGGGAAUCAUUCGGGUUUCCUUUCGCUAUUACGACGAUACAGAAGUCGUCGAUUUGGCCGAGAUCUACCAACGUAACCCUCUGUCAGAACAAAUCAGUCAAAUACAGACGGGUCUAAAUUUAACCACUCUCUUCGUGACGCUCUUUCGCAGUUGGUGGCUAAGCGAGGAACUCGGAAAUGUUCUGAAUGCUCUGCUUCAGCUCUAUGAAACUGAAUAUAAAUCUUUGGAUUGCACCAACUUUGAUAACAAUGUUAUCUAUAAGAGCCUCACAAUCUGGUUGGAGCUCAUUUCGAUGUUGUUCCUCACACUCGGAUUCAAUACGCCCAUCGGCUACAAAUUGUUUCUGGGUCUGGCGGCUACUAUGACAAAUCAGCUGAGCAUCCUGCUGCUGGGAAUGCAUUUCCAUCUGGCCGUGCUCUAUAUAUAUCGUUCUAUUUGGCUCAUCAAUCGGGAGCUACGAAUGCUGGCAACACAGCCGAAGAUCAAAUUUAGACGCAUUCACGAUCUUCAGGGGAUUUACAGUCGCCUCGUAGCGCUCAGCACUCGCUUGGCCUCCAUUUACAGCUAUCAAAUGAUUUUGUUCAUGCUAUGCCUGCUGAGUAUCAAUAUCACAUCCAUAUUCUAUAUUCUCGUCUAUAGCAUCAGCCUGAAAAAGACGCUGACUUUGCCUUUGGUCUUGAACCUUAGCCAGGCCCUUGCCAUUAACGUCUUGGACUUUUGGCUACAUAUCGCCGUCUGCGAGCUGACUGAACGCGCAGCCGAAGAGACCUCAAUCAACUUGAGGCUCUUCAAUGAUAGAUCGACUGCUGAUUCAUGGCUAGAUCGGAGUAUCACUAACUUUGCUUUAUUUUGCACACAUCGACGUCCCAGAUUUAAUUAUUGCGGUUUAUUUCGUGUUAACAACGCAAUGGGCUUUCGCAUGAUUGUCACUUGUGUGCUUUAUAUUCUAUAUUUGGUGCAGUUCGAUUUUAUGAAUUUGUAA
Molecule: messenger RNA, 1149 nt
Organism: Drosophila mojavensis
Lineage: Eukaryota; Metazoa; Arthropoda; Insecta; Diptera; Drosophilidae
Product: gustatory receptor for bitter taste 22e
Exons: 2
Coding region: 1-1149 (382 amino acids)
Biological process (GO): sensory perception of taste
Cellular component (GO): neuronal cell body; dendrite; membrane
Molecular function (GO): sweet taste receptor activity
Source: RefSeq, a predicted model, not a curated record